UUUAAAGUUGAAGACUAAUUGUUCAAAUCAUUUGCUGCCAUUAACAGGGAUAGAUGUCCAAUCGAUGUGAGCCUCUCAUCUCAAACGGAUCAGACAUCUACUUGUGACAAACUCGUUUAAAUUCACAGCAUCGGAACCACAAAUUAAUCCUAAUAAAAAAGAAAAAACAACCAAUAGUUUGCAUAGCCAAUUGUUUUUUAAGAUUUAUUUUUAAUUCUUCUACAAAGACCUUACCCAUCAAUGUGCCAAUUGAGCUCCAAAGUUGUGCAGGCAGGAACCAAUGGUCAACCUCUGCCAGUAGUGACAUCAUCUCCUGGAUUAGGGGGCGCGGCUGAUGCAGCCGGAAAGUCAAGAUGAAGAUAACGUUGAUGGCUGUGCCUGACUCCAAAACCAAUAUCAUUAAUUGGAUUCUACUUAUGCUCUGCCUGGACAUUUUCCGUACAGGCGCAGUUCUGGCCGUGAAUAUGACGCUCCCCAACUCCCUCAUCCGCAGCACGGUGGGAGACGAAGCCCUCCUGUCGGUAGACUUCGUCAGCUUCAGCGCCGACCCGCCCGUCAUCAAGUGGCAGCUGCGUCGGGAGAAAUCGGUCACUGUGGUGCAGUCCAUCGGGACGAACAUCGUGGGCACCCUGAGGCCCGAGUAUCGGGACCGCAUACUGAUUUUCCAGAAUGGGUCGCUGCUCCUACACAACCUGAGGCUGUCGGACGAGGGCACGUAUGACGUGGAGAUCUCCAUCACGGAUGACACGUUCACGGGCGAGGGCAGCGUCACACUCACUGUGGAUGAGCCACUUUCCAGACCUUACAUCUUAAUGGAGUCAACGUCCGUCCUGGAGCGCAGCGAAAACGUUGUCCUUAACUGCUCGCAUGACACCGGCACCCGAGCCGAGUACCGCUGGGUUAAAGGCGGCGAGGCGCUGGGCGACGACAGCAGGCUACGGUUGUCCCACGACGGGAAGCUGCUCACCAUCACUCGCGUCACCUUGGCAGACGACGACGUCUAUGGCUGCGUGGUGGAGAACCCCGUCGGCGUCGUGACCAGCCUGCCCAUCAGGCUCGCUGUCUACAAAAGAAGUUCCAUCUACACCAUCCUCUCUACUGGUGGCAUAUUCCUACUCAUCACCUUGGUAACCAUUUGCGCCUGCUGGACACCAUCUAAAAAGCGGAGACGACCCACGAGAAAGUCUUUCUCCAGAUUUUAUAACCAACGUACAGUGACUUGUAACUCGGAUGUUGCUCCUCCUGAGGUCGCACAACGGAAUGGAAAGAACACUGUGACGUCGCUUUACGUACUGCAGCAAAAGGAUCUUUCCCCAGGAGACUCUUCAGUCAACAGCAACGGGUCGGCUUGGGACCCGGAGCACCCACCUAGCUACAACAACUACGUUGAUUCUCUAACCAGGGCUACGAGCCAGGCCAACCAACUCCAAGUAUAGCUGCACAACGGAGGAUUUGUAGGAAGAUAAUCCUGCACGGAUUGAGACUCCACAAAAGGAUUUUCCUGUAUUUUUCCCAGAAUUGAAAAUAUUUGUGAAAAAUGCAACCUCUUCCUAAUGUUUGGGCCAUAUUGUAGAUGUACUUCACACACUUUGAUGUUUUUUCCUGACAUUUUUCUAGAAUAACAAAAGAGCCUAUACGUCUAUACUGUAAUUUUUACCUCAUGAUUGGCCAAAUUAAGGUAAGUGAUUUUGUUGUUGUAUUUUUUAGUUACACAAACAGUAUUUUCAAGGAAAUUAACCCCUUGGUGACAGAUUUUGCAUUUAACAAAUUUGCAACAAGUACAUGAGAAUCAUAAUUUUAAAAAAAGAAAGAAAAGAAAAA
This is a messenger RNA of Corythoichthys intestinalis (scribbled pipefish), 1821 nucleotides long. Its product is annotated as hepatic and glial cell adhesion molecule-like. The transcript has 7 exons. The record is from RefSeq and is a predicted model, not a curated record. Lineage: Eukaryota; Metazoa; Chordata; Actinopteri; Syngnathiformes; Syngnathidae. Bases 354 to 1436 code for a protein of 360 amino acids.